CUUCAGAAACAAUUUUUUGGGUUUUGUCGUGUUUUAAAUUUCACUCUUGUGGCUGUGACCGGCCCCAGAGAUAGAUUCAACUAUUUUUUAUUGCACACAGCACUGAUUUCUACAACUGAAAAAAAUACAGCCCACUUUCCUACUCCAUGAUUUUAGGCAGCUAAUAAUAUUCGAGAUUUUUUAAUGUGCUUAGAAUGGAAAGUUAUUAAUAACCAUUUGAUUGCAUCGAUUGGAAUUUUAGAACUAGAGGUUUGAUCUGUUUGCUUGUUCGUUCUCUGAGAUUCUCUUUUGGAAUUAAAGGGAACCGACCAAGAUGGGUGAUGUGGCUAAAGAUCUAACUGCUGGGACUGUUGGAGGGGCAGCACAGUUGAUAGUUGGGCACCCUUUCGAUACCAUCAAGGUCAAACUCCAAAGCCAGCCCGUUCCACUUCCUGGCCAGCCUCCCAAAUACUCGGGUGCUAUCGAUGCUGUGAAGCAAACAAUAGCUGCAGAAGGCCCGAGGGGUUUGUAUAAAGGCAUGGGGGCCCCGCUUGCCACUGUAGCUGCCUUCAAUGCAGUGCUAUUCACAGUUCGGGGUCAAAUGGAGACAUUAUUGAGGUCUGAACCCGGUGCUCCUCUUACAGUGAAUCAGCAAGUCGUUUGCGGCGCUGGAGCUGGGGUUGCUGUGUCUUUUCUGGCCUGUCCUACCGAAUUGCUAAAAUGCAGAUUGCAAGCUCAGAGUGCAUUGGCAAGUGCUGAUUCAGCUGCCGUUGCUGUUAAGUAUGGUGGACCAAUGGACGUGGCUAGGCACGUUCUUCAAACAGCAGGUGCGCGGGGUUUGUUCAAGGGAUUGGUUCCCACCUUAGCACGUGAAGUACCGGGAAAUGCUGCCAUGUUUGGUGUAUAUGAAGCCCUUAAAACCUAUCUUGCUGGAGGACGGGACACUUCUGAAUUGGGACGAGGUUCACUAAUGUUAUCCGGAGGAUUGGCUGGAGCUGCGUUCUGGCUUUCUGUUUACCCGACCGAUGUGGUCAAGAGUGUAAUUCAGGUUGAUGAUUACAAUAAUCCUAAGUUCUCGGGCUCUAUUGAUGCAUUUAGGAAGAUCUUGGCAUCUGAAGGAGUCAAAGGCCUUUACAAGGGUUUCGGGCCUGCAAUGGCCCGAAGCAUUCCAGCAAACGCAGCGUGCUUCUUGGCGUACGAAGUAACGAGGUCUAGUUUAGGAUGAUUAUUGAUUUGGACAUCAUCGAUUAUGUAACAAUUAAUUCUUUUGGUACUUGCUGAAGAUUGUAUUUGAAAAUGCAAUUCUCUUGGAUCUUGGAUUAUAAAUCCUCAUUUAUCUUAGGACUAUUUUGGAAUUCUUACCGUGAGAUUAAUACAA
Molecule: messenger RNA, 1357 nt
Organism: Olea europaea var. sylvestris
Lineage: Eukaryota; Viridiplantae; Streptophyta; Magnoliopsida; Lamiales; Oleaceae
Product: mitochondrial carnitine/acylcarnitine carrier-like protein
Exons: 4
Coding region: 314-1204 (296 amino acids)
Biological process (GO): mitochondrial L-ornithine transmembrane transport
Molecular function (GO): L-ornithine transmembrane transporter activity
Source: RefSeq, a predicted model, not a curated record